Messenger RNA from Lynx canadensis (Canada lynx), 2655 nucleotides. It is a transcript of the gene FOXP2, whose product is annotated as forkhead box P2. Gene Ontology annotation, molecular function: DNA-binding transcription repressor activity, RNA polymerase II-specific; RNA polymerase II cis-regulatory region sequence-specific DNA binding. The record is from RefSeq and is a predicted model, not a curated record. Gene Ontology annotation, biological process: regulation of transcription by RNA polymerase II. Lineage: Eukaryota; Metazoa; Chordata; Mammalia; Carnivora; Felidae. Bases 325 to 2448 code for a protein of 707 amino acids. Gene Ontology annotation, cellular component: nucleus. The transcript is spliced from 20 exons.
GGUGUGUUGUUUGGGGGCUUCUGCCUCGGCGCCGCGGGUGCCACCUCCCGGGACGCUGCCCAGGCGUCCCAGGUCGCGAUCAAACAAAUAAUAGAAGUCUGUUGAAGCUUUGUCCUGACCUAUUCUGGAAGUAGAAGAAUACCCUGGAGAAAGAAGCAUUGUAAGCACAAAGAGUAAGACUCCUCAAUCCUGGGAGAGAGAAUUAAAGUCUAACCCUCCAAAUGGCUAUUCUAAUGUGAUGCUGGGAUUGAGUUUACCUAGGACUCCAUAUCAAGGUUGACUCAAAAGUCUUAUAGAAGAUCUGGAAGAAAUAAGUAUUAAGUCAUGAUGCAGGAAUCUGCGACAGAGACAAUAAGCAACAGUUCAAUGAAUCAAAAUGGAAUGAGCACUCUAAGCAGCCAAUUAGAUGCUGGCAGCAGAGAUGGAAGAUCAAGUGGGGACACCAGCUCUGAAGUAAGCACAGUAGAACUGCUGCAUCUGCAACAACAGCAGGCUCUCCAAGCAGCUAGACAACUUCUCUUACAGCAGCAAACAAGUGGAUUGAAAUCUCCUAAGAGCAGUGAUAAACAGAGACCACUGCAGGUGCCUGUGUCGGUGGCCAUGAUGACUCCCCAGGUGAUCACCCCUCAGCAAAUGCAGCAGAUUCUUCAGCAGCAAGUCUUGUCUCCUCAGCAGCUCCAAGCCCUCCUCCAGCAGCAGCAGGCGGUCAUGCUGCAGCAGCAACAACUACAAGAGUUUUACAAGAAACAGCAAGAGCAGUUACAUCUUCAGCUUUUGCAGCAGCAGCAACAGCAGCAGCAGCAGCAGCAGCAGCAACAGCAGCAGCAGCAGCAGCAGCAACAGCAGCAGCAGCAGCAGCCGCCCCCGCCACCGCCUCAUCCUGGCAAGCAGGCGAAAGAGCAGCAGCAGCAGCAGCAGCAGCAGCAGUUGGCAGCCCAGCAGCUUGUCUUCCAGCAGCAGCUUCUCCAGAUGCAACAACUCCAGCAGCAGCAGCACCUGCUCAGCCUUCAGCGUCAGGGCCUCAUCUCCAUCCCACCUGGCCAGGCGGCACUUCCUGUCCAGUCGCUGCCUCAAGCUGGCUUAAGUCCUGCUGAGAUUCAGCAGUUAUGGAAAGAAGUGACUGGAGUUCACAGUAUGGAAGACAAUGGCAUUAAACAUGGAGGGCUAGACCUCACUACUAACAAUUCCUCCUCGACUACCUCCUCCACCACUUCCAAAGCGUCACCACCAAUAACCCAUCAUUCCAUAGUGAAUGGACAGUCUUCAGUUCUAAGUGCAAGGCGGGACAGCUCGUCACACGAGGAGACUGGGGCUUCUCACACUCUGUACGGCCAUGGAGUUUGCAAAUGGCCAGGCUGUGAAAGCAUUUGUGAAGAUUUUGGACAGUUUUUAAAGCACCUUAACAAUGAACAUGCUCUGGACGACCGAAGCACUGCCCAGUGUCGAGUGCAAAUGCAGGUGGUCCAACAGUUAGAAAUACAGCUUUCUAAAGAACGCGAACGUCUUCAAGCAAUGAUGACCCACUUGCACAUGCGACCCUCAGAGCCCAAACCAUCUCCCAAACCUCUAAAUCUGGUGUCUAGUGUCACCAUGUCGAAGAACAUGUUGGAGACAUCCCCACAGAGCUUACCUCAAACCCCUACCACACCAACGGCCCCAGUCACCCCGAUUACCCAGGGACCCUCAGUAAUCACCCCAGCCAGUGUGCCCAAUGUGGGAGCCAUACGAAGGCGACAUUCAGACAAAUACAACAUUCCCAUGUCAUCAGAGAUUGCCCCAAACUACGAAUUUUAUAAAAAUGCAGAUGUCAGACCUCCAUUUACUUAUGCAACUCUCAUAAGGCAGGCUAUCAUGGAGUCAUCUGACAGGCAGUUAACACUUAAUGAAAUUUACAGCUGGUUUACACGGACAUUUGCUUACUUCAGGCGUAAUGCAGCAACUUGGAAGAAUGCAGUACGUCAUAAUCUUAGCCUGCACAAGUGUUUUGUUCGAGUAGAAAAUGUUAAAGGAGCAGUAUGGACUGUGGAUGAAGUAGAAUACCAGAAGCGAAGGUCACAAAAGAUAACAGGAAGCCCAACCUUAGUAAAAAAUAUACCUACCAGUUUAGGCUACGGAGCAGCUCUUAAUGCCAGUUUGCAGGCUGCCUUGGCAGAGAGCAGUUUGCCUUUGCUUAGUAACCCGGGACUGAUCAAUAACGCAUCCAGUGGCCUGCUGCAGGCCGUCCAUGAAGACCUCAAUGGCUCCCUGGAUCACAUCGACAGCAAUGGGAACAGCAGUCCAGGCUGUUCACCGCAGCCGCACAUACAUUCAAUCCAUGUCAAGGAAGAGCCAGUGAUUGCGGAGGAUGAAGACUGCCCAAUGUCCUUAGUGACAACAGCUAAUCACAGUCCAGAAUUAGAAGAUGACAGAGAGAUUGAAGAAGAGCCUUUAUCUGAAGAUCUGGAAUGAGAACUGACUUGUGAAACCUCAGCGUGAAGGGACAUAUCACUGACCUUCAUAACCACUCCACAACCAUGAAUAUUUGACAAAUUUUUACUGUGACUAUUUAUUAAGCAUGGAUAAAGGAGACAGCCCUAAAGGAACUUAUUAAGCCAGCCCUUUGGGAUUCAGUACCAACAGGCAAAUUGCUUGUUUUCUUCCCUUCCUCUCUCUCUC